Messenger RNA from Ascoidea rubescens DSM 1968, 3191 nucleotides. RefSeq lists its product as uncharacterized. NCBI's taxonomy places the organism in Eukaryota, Fungi, Ascomycota, Saccharomycetes, Ascoideales, Ascoideaceae. The transcript has a single exon. The record is from RefSeq and is a predicted model, not a curated record. Bases 121 to 2940 code for a protein of 939 amino acids.
UCUGACUUAAACACCUUCUCCAACUACAAAAGCACACACAUUACUUCCAGUGUUCUAGUGGAUCCAGAUUCAAAUGUGUCCAACUCCAACACCAUUCUUAUUGGUGUGCAAUUCAUUGAUAUGCACGACUCCAGCACCAACAUCAACAAUAAUAACUCCAGUCAGAGCCAGGGAAACAACGAAUCUACUCCACCUAUUUAUUUUUUUAUUUCCAAGUUUUCCAAGGUCAAUGAUAUAAUACUGAUGUUUUUGAAAAUAACCAACAAAAAGAUCAAAGAUUUAGACAAUUUCAGCAUCACCAACAUUCACAAUGAGCAUUUUGACAAGCAGCAUUUGCUAUCCUACUAUGGUGUAAGAUAUAUGGAUAUUUUCAAGAUUUUCUCCAAGACUGAAAUUUACAACAAUAAUAACCAGAAGAACUCCUCCCUGAUUUCUUCUUUUCUUCUUUUUAAUAAAGAGGUGGAGAUCAAGAAUCUAGAAAAAAAUAUAUCAGCUUUGAAAUCAAACUAUGAUACUCUAAACUCUUCGUAUACUGAUUUAAAGCAAAAAUAUAAAUCCUUGGAAACAGAAAAAUCAAAUUUACAUGAUAGUUAUAAUCUUGUGAAUAAUAAUUAUAAUGUUUUGAAAACAAAUUUUAAUGAUUUGAAUAAAACUUAUAAUACUUUAAAUUCCGAUUAUAAUACUCUAAAGUCCACUUACACCACUUUGGAUAAUGAUCAUACUUUAUUAAAUAGUAACUAUAAUGCUUUCAAAAUUUCAAAUGAAAGUAUAAAGGCUUCACAGGCUAUUAUUUCUAAAAAUUUUAGCAAUAUAUCAAAAGAAAAUAAGGCAUUACAGCUUCAAAUUUCAAAAUUAGAGAAAUCAAAUGAGGAAUCUCAAAAAAAAAUUGACUCUCUAAAUUCUCAAAUUUCAACUGCAAUGUCAACAAUUUCAAAUUUCAAAUUUGAAGUUACAUCACUAACAAAUGAAUCAACCUCAAAAUCUUACCAAAUCACCAAAAUCAAUAAAACAAUAGAAGAUUUAAAUAAAAAAUUAUUAACAAAAACAACUCAAUUAUCUAUUAAAACAAAAGAUCUGAUAGCCUUGAAAAAUAAAGUCAAUAAGCUAACUAAAGCUUUGUCUGAUUCAAAUGCUGAAAACCUAUUAUCUGCUAAUAAAUAUAAAGAUCUUAAUGACGAAUUAACCUACCAGAAUUUAGUCAUUUUUAUUUUAAAUAACCAAUUAUCUGUAUUUUUUAAUAUAAUUUCAAACGAAUAUUUUGAACCUGACUUUCAAAAAUUACUUGCAACUUAUGACAAAUCAUUAUUUUCAAAAAUUGAUUUAUUGCUAAAUUCAAAUUUAGCACCCUACUACAAAAAUAACAAUUCCAAAAUUUCCAUUUUGAGACAAUUAAAAGAAAUUCAAAUUGAUCAUAUUCAAACUCUAGAUUCUGAAUUCAAAAUAAAAGUCCUGAAUUUAUUACCUUUGAUUGAAGCUUUUAAAGAUAAAUAUUCAAAAUAUUCAGAAAUAUCCAAAAGAAUUUCAAGCGUACAUGAAGUUUUGUCAAUUUCAAAUGAUUCACUCAUAGCUAGAGAACAUGUCAUCACAAAGAUCAUUGAAAAAUUAAAAUUACCAAACCUUUCUAUAAAAAAUAACCCUCUUGAUGAUAUUGAAAGUAAAGUUAUUGAAAAAAUUGAUCUGUUUACAUCUUUUGAAACUGAAAUUAUAAAUCUUAAAAAAGAUAACAUAAUUUUAAGUUCUGGUAUCAAUCUAAUGAAUAACACUAUUAAGAAUUUAAGAAAUGAUAAUACCAUUUUACACGAGGAAGUAAAUAAACAAAAAGACAUCUCUAAAAAAUAUGAUAAUUUUUACUUUGAGUUAUUAGCUAAAUUUCAAAUUCCUCAUGCAGAUAUAUACGACAAAAAAAUUUUGCUAAAUCAAGAUAUUUUUGAUAGGUUAAAAAAAUCAAUUGAAGCAAAAAUUGAUAUUCACAUAGAUUCAGUAAUAAAAAGUCCUAUUAGACUGGAAUUGAGUAAUUUACAAAAAAAUUAUGAUUUACUUUUAAGUCAGAAGAAAGAAAUAAAUGAUACCACUUUAAAUUUACAAAAUAAGUUAUUUUAUUUGCAAGCUCUACAUGAUAUACUAAAUGAAGAAAAUGAUCGGAGACUUAAGGACUUGAAUACUCAAAUUCUAAAUUUAAAAAUACAGAAAGAGGAAUAUGAAAAUAAAAUAAAGUCACUAAAUGAAGAAAUCAAAUUAUCCAUGAAUCAUAAAAAUAAUGCAAUUGAAAAACUUCGUGAUAUUCAAACAAAAUUUGAUGAAAUCUCAAGACAAAGUUCAAUUAUGAAAAAUAACGAGUCUGAAAUAAUAAGUAACUGGAAGAAAAAUUAUGAUACUUUACAAAAAGAAAAUAAAAUUUUGCUGGCAGAAAAUGGAAAUUUGAAACUUUCAAAAUCCCAAAGAAUUAUUAAUUUAAAACUUAAAGUCGAGGAAACAGGAAAAUUACUACAUAAAGCUAAAGAGGAGAAUACAGAAUUAAAAGAGCAACUUAUAAAUAUUUCAACAAUUACAAAAACUCAAUACAAUGAAUUACAAAGAAAAUACAAUGAGAUUUUUGAAGAAAGUUUAGAAAUAGCUAAUAGAAAAUCUCAAAAGGUACUUUACAUCAAGAAAAAAUACAACAAUUUAAAAAAAAAAUAUGAUGAUGUGCUCGUUGAGACUAACAUCCUUAAAAAUGGCAACUUAGCGAGAUUAUUGAAACUCAAAGGUACCUGUGAGCAGCUUCGUGAAAAGUUAAGAAGCAUCACGCAGGAAAAAGAAAAUAUACUACUAAAAUUGUUAAAUUACAAAAAUGCCCAUGAAUCUUUUUAUGGCGAAAAUUCGCUUGCAUCUAGAACUGAAGAUCUUUCUACUGAUAGUGCUCACAUUGCUAAAAAGAGAAGAGCAUCCAAGUUAUCAUGACCUAAGCCAACUACUUUUUUACUACAACCCUCACAAAUCAAUUAAUAUCAUACGUAACCCAAGAAUCACUAUUAAUCUUUAGAUUAAGAUUUUAUCUGUUUUCCAGACCCCAUAUAUUAAAUAAAAUAUUAUCUGUGAAAAUUUUGAUGUUGAAUCUUUUUUGAAAACUCAAAGGAUUUGAUUCUUGAUUAAUUCAGCAAUCUAAUUCGAAUAAUUGUUGAAUGAAAAUAUAGGAAGCCUAUUUUUUGUUA